CAAUAUUUGCAAACGCUUUUAAUAAAAGAACCGCAACCAACUUAACAACCAUUCUGACAUUUGAACUUGACAGAAUCGAGUUUUGCCAAAAAUUUUGGAUUUCUUAUUCCACAUCGCAAGUGCUUAAUUUGAAUUGAAAUAAAGAUGCUAUCCCAAUCUAUUCUAUCUGGAGCUCGUAUACUGCGAACGGAAGCGAAACGCAGUAUAGGUAUUAUGGCACCCGCUCUCAACAAAGUCUCUGAUCCUAUACAGCAAUUGUUUUUAGACAAAGUGCGUGAAUACAAACAAAAAAGCGCAGGCGGAAAAAUGGUUGAUCCCAAUCCAGAAAUUGAACGCGAACUAAAGAACGAAUUGGAACGCGUUGCCAAACAGUAUGGCAGUGAUGGCAAAACAGACAUGACUAAGUUCCCAGAAUUUAAAUUUCCGGAAGUUAAACUUGAUCCCAUUAACCAAUCCGUUUAAGUAUAAAAUGAGCUCUAUCUUACCCCAUUUAAACAACGUUAGCGUAAUAUUAAUAGCUUGUGGAUGAGUAAAACGUUCUAAAUAAAAUUAAGCGUUUAAUGGAGUAAA
Molecule: messenger RNA, 570 nt
Organism: Teleopsis dalmanni
Lineage: Eukaryota; Metazoa; Arthropoda; Insecta; Diptera; Diopsidae
Gene: ATPsynCF6
Product: ATP synthase-coupling factor 6, mitochondrial
Exons: 3
Coding region: 145-462 (105 amino acids)
Biological process (GO): proton motive force-driven ATP synthesis
Molecular function (GO): proton transmembrane transporter activity
Source: RefSeq, a predicted model, not a curated record